Messenger RNA from Anopheles marshallii, 1248 nucleotides. It is a transcript of the gene Faa, whose product is annotated as fumarylacetoacetase. NCBI's taxonomy places the organism in Eukaryota, Metazoa, Arthropoda, Insecta, Diptera, Culicidae. Gene Ontology annotation, biological process: homogentisate catabolic process; L-phenylalanine catabolic process; L-tyrosine catabolic process. The transcript is spliced from 4 exons. Bases 1 to 1248 code for a protein of 415 amino acids. Gene Ontology annotation, molecular function: fumarylacetoacetase activity. The record is from RefSeq and is a predicted model, not a curated record.
AUGUCGUUUGUUGCUGUGCCACAGGGAAGCGAUUUCCCGAUCGAAAAUCUUCCGUACGGUGUGUUUAGUACCGCUGCUAACCCUACUGCUCGUGUUGGUGUAGCAAUCGGUGAGAAGAUCCUUGAUCUAUCGUCAGUUGUGAGCUUUUAUCCGGAGAAUGUGCGAAACGCAUUGCAAGCGACCGUGCUGAAUGAUUUGAUGUCUUUGGGCUGUGAUGCGUGGGCGGAGGUGCGACGCAUCACUAAGGAGCUCUUGCUCGAUGGUUCUCCACUGCACACGGAUGCGGCACUCCAGGCACGUGCGCUGGUGGCACAGUCCGAUGCGAAAAUGCACCUACCGGCAAACAUCGGAGACUAUACCGACUUUUACUCGUCGAUCCAUCAUGCCACCAACGUUGGCGUCAUGUUCCGCGGCAAGGAGAACGCUCUCAUGCCCAACUGGAAGCAUCUGCCGGUGGGCUAUCAUGGACGGGCCAGCUCGGUGGUCGUCUCCGGCACUCCGAUUCGACGCCCUUACGGUCAAACACUUCCGGUUGAUGGUGCCGAUCCGGCUUUCGGACCGUGCCGAUUGUUUGAUUUCGAGCUGGAAAUGGCAUUCUUCGUCGGAGGACCACCUACCGAACUGGGUGAACGGGUUGCGGUCCGUGACGCAUCCAAGCGGGUGUUUGGAUUCGUGCUGAUGAACGAUUGGAGCGCACGGGAUAUUCAGAAAUGGGAGUACGUACCGUUGGGACCUUUUACGGCCAAAAACCUUGGCACCAGCAUCUCGCCGUGGAUCGUCCCGGUGGCUGCACUGGAACCGUUCCUGGUGGACAACUUCCCACAAGACCCGAAACCCUUCCCUUACCUGCAGCACGAGCAGAACUUUAACUUCGAUAUCAAGCUGGAGGUCGACAUUAAGCCGAAAGCAACCGGCGUAGCAACGACGGUCUGCCGUUCGAACUACCGAAACCUGUACUGGACGGCACUGCAGCAGAUCGCACAUCACACUGUCACCGGGUGUAAUCUGAAGCCCGGUGACCUGAUGGCAUCCGGUACGAUCAGUGGCGAUGCGUCCGAUUCGUUCGGCUCGAUGCUGGAGCUAAGCUGGAAGGGUACGAAACCGGUUCCGCUGAGCGGUGGUGAAUCGCGCAAGUUUCUACAGGACAACGACGCGGUCGUCAUCCGCGGGUACUGCAGUACGGACGGGCUGAGAAUUGGCUUCGGGUCCUGUGAGGGUGUCGUGCUUCCGGCAACACCGUUCGAGUAA